Messenger RNA from Amphiprion ocellaris (clown anemonefish), 3308 nucleotides. It is a transcript of the gene six5, whose product is annotated as SIX homeobox 5. The record is from RefSeq and is a predicted model, not a curated record. Gene Ontology annotation, biological process: regulation of transcription by RNA polymerase II. Bases 1 to 2859 code for a protein of 952 amino acids. Gene Ontology annotation, cellular component: transcription regulator complex; nucleus. The transcript has 3 exons. NCBI's taxonomy places the organism in Eukaryota, Metazoa, Chordata, Actinopteri, Pomacentridae. Gene Ontology annotation, molecular function: DNA-binding transcription factor activity, RNA polymerase II-specific; RNA polymerase II cis-regulatory region sequence-specific DNA binding.
AUGGCUUCCUUGUCUUUGGAGUCUGCAGAACAAUCUGAGAACAGCCCAGAGGAGCCAACGGCCACGGAGGCCAAAGACGAGAACGAUCCGCUCCAAGUUUCGGAACAAUUACUCCAAAGUUUCCAGAAGUCGGCGCUGAGUUUUUCCACUGACCAAGUAUCAUGUCUGUGCGAGGCCCUUCUGCAGGCGGGCAAUGUGGAUCGCCUGUGGAGAUUUCUAUCCACCAUACCUCCUUCGUCCGAGCUGCUACGUGGCAACGAGACUCUGCUAAAGGCCCAGGCACUGGUGGCUUUCCACCGGGAGGAAUUCAAAGAGCUGUACGCCAUCCUGGAGAGCCACGACUUCCACCCGUCUAACCAUGGGUUCCUGCAGGACCUGUACCUCAAAGCCCGCUACAAGGAGGCGGAGAGGUCCCGGGGCCGCAGCCUGGGCGCAGUGGACAAGUACCGGCUCAGGAAGAAGUUCCCCCUGCCCAAGACCAUCUGGGACGGAGAGGAGACAGUGUACUGCUUCAAGGAAAAGUCCCGCAAUGCCUUGAAGGAGUGCUACAAGAGCAACAGGUACCCGACUCCGGACGAGAAGAAGAACCUGGCCAAAGUCACCGGACUGUCGCUCACACAAGUCAGCAACUGGUUCAAGAACCGCAGGCAGAGAGACAGAACCCCGUCCGGAACCCACAGCAAAAGCGAGUCUGAUGGGAACCACAGCACUGAGGAUGAGGCGAGUCCGAUGGAUGACACCCCCGACAAACCAGAGGAAACUUCUGGCUCCACAGCUUCCAUCAUCUCUGUCUCUGCAGUCCCUUGUAGCACAGGAGGCCAGCUCAUCCUCAACGGGUCCAGCGGUUUCCUCACAGCCUCUCAGCCGUUACUACUCAAUGGAAACUCCCUCAUCUCCAGUGCUGGUGCUGGCGUCAUAAUUAACGGGCUAAGCUUGGGCGAUUGCCAGGCAGUCACACUGAGUCCCGUUCCAACCAACUCUUCUUUAAUACUGAAUGGGGCUCAAGUAAUAACCAAACCUGGUAUCAGUGUGCAACAGCCGCAGCAAGCAGUUUCUGUGGCAGAGCAAGGAGUGUCAGCCAUGGAGGCCAAGCCAAACAGUCUUCCAGCAGUUGUUCUUAGCACUAACACCACACCAGUCUCAAACCCUUCAUCUGUCAUUUCUCUUCCUCUGCAAAUCAAGACAGAAAGAGGCAAGGCAAUGGAUUUCAUCAGUGUCCCUGAAACAGAAAGUAGCAGCCAGACAGUAUCCUCCUCUUCUUCAUCUUUAUCGCCAUCCUCACCAACUCUGUCCUCCCCAACCAGUCUCCCUUCACUAGUCUUAACACAAAACUCCCAACACCAGGAGCCUCUCACUCUCCCAGCCUCUAUCUCUGGUGCUAAUGUGUCUCUUCCCAGCCAGCAAGAGGAGUAUGUUGUCGGUGCCACUGCUGGCUCCCAACUAAACCCUUCUAUCUCUGUGAUUUCCUCCAGCAACUCCACCCCUCAGGUCAUCUCUCUGCCCCAAGUUGUGCCUUCCAUCCAGGGAAAAGCAGUAUCCCAUCUGGUCCAGCAGUCUUCAGGAGCUCAGGUCUCCCAGUGCCCUCAGUUGGUCCCAGUAUCCCCCCUCACUUCCCCAACUCCUCAGUUUCAGAGCCUGCAGACUCUGAACCCAGGCAACAGACUAGCACAACAGCAGCAGGAUGCUUCAACAACUAUGUCUGAAUGUGCCACAACCAUAGUUUCCAUCUCACAGCUUAACAGCAGUCAGCUCCCACAGCCGAUGCUGCAACAACUCGGGGAGCAAACCACAAACUCUACACCCAGCAAAAUCCAAACCCCACAGGUUAUUUCCAUCGCUUCUCCAACACAAGUAGUUCCAGUCCCCCAGGCCAAAGGCAGUACACCGACACAGUUAGUCCCACUGUCCAUGCCUCAGCUGGUCCCAGUCUGCUCCAUCCAAACAUCCUCCACUAUGUCUUUCCCCCAAGUGGUACCUGCCAGCCCAUCUCUCUCCAUCCCCUCUGCUGGAGUGCCCUUACAGAUCCUGACUUCUCCUACUGCUGGAGGAGCUGCACAGGGUCCUGUCAGGAUAAACCAGCUGAGGCCCAUUCCGACUGUGGGUUCCCCAACCAGUGUGGCCCCUGCGAUGCAGCUCCUAAACUCUGGAAUCAUUCAGCUACCUUCUGCUCCUCCAGGUAACCUCCUCCUUGGUGGAAGCCCCUACCUGAGUGUCCAGCAAGGCAAGCUGAUUCUGACCAUCCCAGCAGGCAUUCAGCUCACCAGUUUGCCCCUGAAACCAGUCCCAGAUGCUUCACCCAUCUCUGCAAACGGAGCCAGUCCCAUUCUCAACCCCUCUACCCCUCCUGUGACCUCCCAGUCUUUAACCACCUCAGGUUCAACCCCAAGUGGCCUCACGUCGUCCCCCCUAAACUUCAUCAACUCGUCUCCACCCUAUUGUCCUCCAGAGACUGCGAUCGCAACUAACCAGACGCCUGCCGUCCCGUCCCCUCAUACGCUGGACCAUUUAGUCACCCCCACAACACUGAACACUCUCACUCCAGAAAGCAUGCUCACCCUCAGUCCCAUGUACAGUGGAGUGACACCCAAUGUCCAGUUGUCCCAGCCAGCGUGGAGCCCGGUGCCCCUCUCCACUUCAGGCAGUUUAACUCUGUUUGAUGUCCGCAGCAAGGGGGACCUACCCGUAGAUCCGGCUUUGUUAGGCCUACCUGGAGGAGAGUCGCUGCUUCUGGGAAGCCCCUCGCCAGAGCAGGAUGUGGAAGCAAGCUCACCACUGGGGAAUCCAGAGGAGAUGGAUGGAGACUCCAAGAUCCUAACUCAGCUGCAGUCUGUCCCUGUGGAUGAUGAGCUGGGCUUGUAGUCUGUUUACAGUGUGGGCUGGAAACCCCAUGUCCCUGACAACGAAAAGCAAUGAAACGUACACUAGACUUUGCUGUUUGUUUUGAAAUGACCUGAAAUAUUCAAUUUGUCAUUGUCAGUCCUUUAAGACACGUCUUCUACAACACGUUUUAGGAUUUGACAUGUACAACAAUGCUUUCUUAUCCCAUCAUGGUCCUAGCUGGCACUUUGGAGUCCUCUACAGCUCUAUUAUAUAUGGAUGGGUAGGAUCAUUUGGAAUACUCACCUGCUGGUUCAACAUCAGAUUAUUCUUCUGGAUUUUGAGUGCAUUAAUUUUGUAUCUCAGAGUUUUUAAUUAAAUUUGUUAGUGCCUUACUGGUUAUAUCAGAUCCAGACAGAAGAAGAAAAAAUGUGGAUUAGUCUGCUUGGCCCACUUGCAGGUUCUAGUGUAAAAAAAGAAAAGAAAAAAGA